Messenger RNA from Chiloscyllium plagiosum (whitespotted bambooshark), 2644 nucleotides. Its product is annotated as zinc finger protein 512B. The record is from RefSeq and is a predicted model, not a curated record. Lineage: Eukaryota; Metazoa; Chordata; Chondrichthyes; Orectolobiformes; Hemiscylliidae. Gene Ontology annotation, molecular function: zinc ion binding.
GUCAAAGGACAAGUGGAAUCGCGCAUGACCCAGGAAUAGAGUCUACUGUAAGGCCCUGAAGAUAAUAAUCUAACCAGAAAUUUAAGAAAUGGCAGAUUCCAGUGCUGCUGGAAAGGUUCGUGGAAGUAAAGGACACAAUGUUAAGGGACUUGGUGAUCGGAGUAAAGCAAAAGCGACUAAAGUUAAAACAUCUACUGACGCAAUUACAUUUGGACGUGCUGAAAGUGAUAAAGUAGAAAACAGACAAAAAGGAAGACACAAAUCAGAGGACCAUGCACUUCAGGAAAUCCCAGGAAGCAUGAUGGCAAAAUGGAAGGAAGAGUUCAAGAAUCAUUCUCGUGUUAAAUGCCCUCGCUCUGGUUGCUGGCUGGAAUUUCCUAGUAUUUACGGAUUGAAGUACCAUUAUCAGCGUUGUCAGAGUGGCAUUGAUUCGAAGAAGUAUAAUCAUCAGUGUCUUCUAUGUGAAGCUUCUUUUGCAUCUAAGUCCCAAUUGGAAAAGCAUAAGCAAUGGAAACAUGAAGAAAAAAGAACACAAACAACAGAGGUGGAUGAAAAAGUUACAAAAGCAAUUGGUCGAGGUAGAGGGAGAAAAAGGGCUGCUGAAAAUGCAGAAACUUCACCUAAAACGUCUAAGCAACAAAAGAGAGAAUUAAGUAGACAUUCUGAGAAUGGGGAAUGUGCAACACAGAACAGAGAAAACAAAUUAACUAACACUCCAGAAGCUCAAGCGUCUCCAACAUCUAAUGAAUUCAGCAAAGGCAAGAAACAGAUAUCAUUCCCUGAGGAAGACCCCGAGCGAACAAAACACAGAAGGAAACAGAAGACGCCUAAAAAAUUUACAGGGGAGCAGCCAUCUAUAUCAGGAACCUUUGGAUUAAAAGGUAAACCAACACAACAAUCAGGCCUGUCAAAACCAGAUGAUAAAGGAAGGGGUAAAGGCAAGAAGAAAAAUAACAGCACAUACAAUGAAGAAUUGCAAAGGAAACCUUUGGGAGUUCAUAUUAAAAAAGAAGCAGUCACAUAUUUACCAGGAAGCCAAGAAGAAAAGUGGCAGCAGGAGAUUUCAGAUAGAGGAGAAGUUGUCUGUCCAAACUGUAUGACUGUACACCGGAAGACUAUAGCAGGCUUGAAGAAACACCUAGAAAUCUGCAAAGAGCUGCAGAAUGCUUUGAAGUGUCAACAUUGUGCUAAGCAGUUUAAAUCUAAAGCUGGCCUAAAGUAUCACACUAUGGCAGAGCACAAUAAUAAGCCUUUGAUAAAUGCAGAGAAGCUGCUGGAUGAACAGCAGGAGCGUGAAAGACUGCGAAGAGUCCUUAAACAAAUGGGAAAAUUGAAGUGUCCCAAUGAGGGCUGCACAGCUACAUUUGCUAGUCUAAUGGGCUACCAAUAUCAUUUAAAAAGAUGUGGGAAAGAGCCUGCAGAUAUUGAAAAAGCUGUUUUCAUUUGUGAGCAUUGUGAAAAGGAGUAUAAAUCAAAGGCUGGUCAUGACUAUCAUGUAAAAUCUGAACACUCAGUGGCAACUGAAGAUUCUGAUCAGAAAUCACCUGAAGAAGACUUUGAGAAUUUGUUUGAGAAAACUCCAAGUGGCCGCAUCCGUCGAAGAUCUGCACAAGUAGCAGUUUUCCAUCUCCAGGAAAUUGCAGAGGAUGAGCUUUCAAAACUUUGGACCAGAAGAAGAAAUAAAGAUGAUUUAGUCCCUGAUAUUAAGAGGCUUAAAUACACUCGUCCUGGGCUACCAUCAUUCAACCCUAAACAGCUUGAAAGCUGGAAAAAUGAAGUCAAAGAAAAUGGUCAGAUUUGCUGUCCUAACAAUCGUUGUGAAGCAAUCUACUCAAGUUUUUCUGGAUUAAAAGCGCAUCUAGCAACAUGUACUAAGGGUGAGCAUCUAGUUGGGAAAUACAGAUGUUUGAUUUGUCAGAAGGAAUUUAGCUCGGAAAGUGGAGUUAAGUACCACAUCAACAACUCUCACUCUGAGAACUGGUUUAGGGCCUCUGCAGAAAUACCUGCAAGAAACAAAAGGGAGCUGAAGAUUACAAAUUCAGAGAGGAAGAAAAGCACAACUGGGAAGAAGAGAGGAAGAAAACCCAAAGAAAGAACUUCAGAGCUUUGUAUAAAAGACAAGAAGAUGGCGGGAGCAAAGACUGCUGAUCAAAUAACAUCACAAUGUCCUGCAACUUUAAAGAGCAAUAGCAAAAUGAAAAGGAAAAAUAUAUUACCAAGCAGCAAAAAUGGAGGUUCAGUCUAGAUGCUUCAAGCUGCAAAAUGGAAGCCAAUAUAAAGGUAAAGCGACUGUAUUCUGGAGGAGCGUUGCAUCAGCAUUUGGGCAUCAUAAAUGGAAAAUGAUGGGUUAACCUAAGAUAACACUAUCUACCAGUGGCUCUAAAGUUUGUUAUAUUGCCUAAUGUUAUGGGUCCAAAAACAGGCCCAAGAAUAAAGCUGUGUAUGUGGCAGAUAAAAGCCAAUCCUUGUAACUGAGUUGAAACUGAAGACAUGCUAGACACAAUCAUUUAGCACAAAGGAUUAUAUGGCUAUUUAAUAUUGCUUUGUUACUAUAUCCUGCUCUAUUUGACUUUACUGUUUAUGUUUUUUAUAAAGUGAAUGAUUAUGGGGUACAAGGUGUCAAAAACAAUUGCUACGCUUUUUA